Messenger RNA from Vigna umbellata (rice bean), 922 nucleotides. NCBI's taxonomy places the organism in Eukaryota, Viridiplantae, Streptophyta, Magnoliopsida, Fabales, Fabaceae. The record is from RefSeq and is a predicted model, not a curated record.
AUUAUUGAAUACUAAUGAUGCUUUUAUUCUAGGAAUCAAGCAGAUUACUUUCUGAAGAAAAUGGUUAUGUUCAUAUGAGAAAAAUGAAAAAGGUGCUGCGGAGGAGGCAACAACAUAUGACAUCUCAAAUUUCAAUGCUCUAUCCUGUGAAGAUCUUGAUUGGACCAGCACAAAAGCAAGAGCUUGAGGCAUAUCCUUCGAGUAACCUGGCAGGAACUUCUGCUGGACUUAAACCAAUUAAUGAAGGAUCCUUAACGAUUCGUGGCCUGCAUUUGAAUGUGCCAUCUUUUAGGAAAAUGAGCUUUUUCACUGAUAAAAAGGAAAUUCAGGUGUCUGCUACUUCCCUAGGAUAUGUUGCACAUGCUGUUUCACUUAUAGCCUCUUACUUGCAAGUUCCUUUGCGAUAUCCUUUACGGUUGUGUGCUUCUCAUUCGUAUAUCAUUGACAAUGCACCUUCAACAGAGCUAACAUCUGAAGCUUUACCAAAUGCAAACACAAAUGCCAAGCAUGUGGAAUUCCCCCUUUUUUUAGAAGGUCAAGACACAACAAGAGCAGCUUACGCUGUAUUCUUACUAAAUAAGGAUUUAGAACAGCUUUUGAAUUUCAUUGGUGCAAAGAGUUUGGGACCGCGCCAUGUACUUGCUAAUUUGAGGGAGCUCUAUAGGAUUAUCCAGGCUUCAGCUUUUAUAGAUAACUUGAUAUAGUGGUUUUGUCUCUACCGUAAUUUCCUUGUAAUUUGAUUUUUUUUAAAUCCUUGCUAGGGUGCAAUUUUUUUGGUGCACCUUCCAAUGUAGCAUCGUUAUCAAAAUGGAACUUCCUAUAAUGGAUUUGGUAUUCUGUAAAAAAGAGUAUACCGUACUGCCAAAAAAUUAGUGUUAUUUGAGCAUAUUAUAAAUGCCAAAUGCAUAGUUAUAUUGUAUAA